AUGUCUACGGAUCCUUUGAAAUUACGGUUUACAACAGCACAUCCAACGUCCGGUUCAUACAAAAGUGUAAUUAAGAGGGUGACCAACCAAACACUGUCAGAGAUGCUUCAGACAACCUAUCUGCCUAACUCAGCGAAUCUUUUGUAUUAUGAGAUGCUUGAUAUUAGUAUUGUGGAAUUAGAAACUAAGAAGUUCUUUAAAGUAUACUGGCUUGGGACAACUGUUAAGGAAGAGGAUGGAAUCGAUAUUCGUCUUCCAAAGACUGCCGUAGUUAAUGAAGUUUUGGAAGUAAUUUUACAAAAACUAUCAUUACAAGGACCUACCAACAGAAUUAGAUUAUAUGAUGUUUUACAUAACAAGAUCCAAAAAGAAUAUGAUAUCAAUGAUCCAAUAGAUAAAAUACAGGAACAAAUGACGACGUUAUAUGCAGAGGAAAUACCACAGGAAGAAAACGAUCGAAGUGAUAAUGAUAAAGUUGUUCAAGGUGAAACAUUCUCUGCGACGAAGUUGCGCCUUCAAUCACGCUUAGGAAUGAACGAAAAAGAUUUCUCGAAGGUGAAAGUUGCAAUUGUGCAAGCUGUAUCGUAUGCCAAACCUCAAUAUAUAGACGAUGAUAAUGACUAUCUAGGCCUUGACCAUGUUGACAAAACAGGACGUGCGGGAAGAGUAGGGGGUGAAAAAGCGAUCUAUAUUAGGGGAUAA
Messenger RNA from Racocetra fulgida, 702 nucleotides. The record is from the annotation of a GenBank genome assembly. Lineage: Eukaryota; Fungi; Glomeromycota; Glomeromycetes; Diversisporales; Gigasporaceae.